CAGUAUCAACAGAAAAGUCGGGGGCCGUGAAUGACGCGUGGUGUGCUCGCUCCAUUUGGGCUAUAUUUCGAAACUUUCGAAGAAAACCUAUCCACUUUAUCGGCUUUUUACACGUAUUUUCUCGGGAAUCGCUCGCGAUCAUAGCGAAAUACGUGAAUCAGUCCGCCAAUGAUGUCACAAACAGAAAGCAGCAUGGAGCAGCAGCCGCGGGAAGAACCUAACCAACUCGACCCGGCCGGUCCGGCAGAGGAUGAUACAUCAGAAAAUGGACGCGAUGAAGCAUCGGACACCGCGAUGGAUAGUGAAGCGCAGUCGUCUUCACCUCCUUCGGAGAAGGAAAAGGAGGACCAACCGGGUGGAUAUGAAGAAAAAGUGCUAACGGACCGGACCAACAGAUUUGAGUACCUCCUGAAGCAGACCGAAGUGUUUGCUCAUUUCAUCCAACCAGCUGCCCAGAAGACCCCAACCUCACCUCUGAAGAUGAAGCCAGGACGCCCUCGCAUUAAAAAAGACGAGAAGCAGAACCUUCUUUCGGUCGGAGAUAACCGUCACCGUCGCACUGAGCAGGAGGAAGAUGAGGAGCUGCUCAGCGAGAGCAGCAAAACCACCAGUGUAUGCACGCGUUUUGACGAUUCGCCUUCCUAUGUCAAAAAUGGCAAAAUGAGGGACUACCAGGUCCGUGGAUUGAACUGGCUCAUUUCACUCUAUGAGAAUGGAAUCAAUGGAAUCCUUGCUGAUGAAAUGGGUCUUGGUAAAACUCUUCAGACCAUCUCUCUGCUGGGCUACAUGAAGCACUAUAGAAACAUUCCUGGACCUCACAUGGUUCUGGUGCCCAAGUCCACACUCUAUAACUGGAUGAAUGAGUUCAAACGCUGGGUUCCCUCUUUACGAGCAGUCUGCCUCAUAGGUGACCGGGAUCAAAGGAACGCAUUUAUCCGUGACACACUGCUGCCAGGUGAAUGGGACGUGUGCGUUACCUCCUACGAGAUGCUAAUUAUCGAGAAGGCCGUCUUCAAGAAGUUCAACUGGAGAUAUCUGGUCAUUGAUGAGGCCCACCGUAUCAAGAAUGAGAAAUCAAAGCUUUCAGAGAUUGUGCGAGAGUUCAAGACGACGAAUCGAUUGCUACUGACUGGAACGCCUCUGCAGAACAACCUUCACGAGCUGUGGGCGCUGCUCAAUUUCCUGCUGCCAGAUGUCUUUAACUCUUCAGAGGAUUUCGAUUCCUGGUUCGACACCAAUAACUGUCUGGGAGACACAAAGUUGGUGGAACGUCUUCAUACUGUGCUGCGUCCAUUCUUGCUGAGACGUAUCAAAGCUGACGUGGAGAAAUCUCUCCUCCCCAAAAAGGAAAUCAAGAUGUAUAUUGGGCUUAGCAAGAUGCAGAGAGAAUGGUACACAAAGAUUUUGAUGAAGGAUAUUGACAUUCUGAACUCAGCUGGUAAGAUGGACAAAAUGCGCCUGCUGAAUGUGCUGAUGCAGCUGAGGAAAUGCUGUAACCACCCGUAUCUGUUUGAUGGAGCGGAGCCCGGCCCGCCCUACACCACUGACCUCCACCUGGUGGUCAACAGCGGCAAGAUGGCUGUCCUGGACAAGCUGCUGCCCAAGCUAAAUGAGCAGGGCUCCCGUGUCUUGAUCUUCAGUCAGAUGACCAGGGUGCUGGACAUUCUGGAGGAUUACUGUAUGUGGCGUAACUAUGGUUACUGUCGUCUGGACGGACAGACGCCGCAUGAGGAGCGACAGGUCUCUAUCAAUGCCUUCAAUGAGCCCAACAGCUCCAAGUUUCUAUUUAUGUUGAGCACCAGAGCUGGAGGACUCGGUAUUAACCUGGCCACCGCUGAUGUCGUCAUCAUCUACGACUCAGACUGGAAUCCUCAAGUGGAUCUUCAAGCAAUGGAUCGUGCUCACAGGAUUGGUCAAAAGAAACAGGUGCGCGUGUUUCGGUUCAUUACAGAAAAUACAGUGGAGGAAAGAAUUGUGGAACGUGCUGAAAUGAAGCUUCGCUUGGACUCUAUCGUCAUUCAACAAGGCAGACUGGUAGAUCCAAACAUGAACAAACUGGGCAAAGACGAAAUGCUGUCUAUCAUUCGCCACGGUGCCACUCACGUCUUUGCCUCAAAGGAGAGCGAGAUCACCGAUGAAGACAUUGACGCCAUCUUAGAGAGGGGAGAAAAGAAGACCAUGGAGAUGAAGGAGAAGCUGGCCAAUCUUGGAGAAAGCACUCUGAGGAACUUCACCAUGGACACGGAGAACAGCGUGUACAACUUUGAGGGUGAAGAUUACAGAGAAAAGAAAAAGGUCGUCACUAACUGGAUUGAACCACCCAAGAGAGAGCGCAAGGCAAACUACGCUGUAGACGCUUAUUUCAGAGAGGCCUUGCGCGUCAGCGAACCCAAAGCACCAAAGGCUCCUCGUCCUCCUAAACAACCUAAUGUUCAAGACUUCCAGUUCUUUCCUCCUCGGCUCUUUGAGCUGCUAGAGAAGGAGAUCUUGUAUUACAGGAAGACUAUCGGUUACAAGGUGCCAAGAAGCCCUGAUCUGCCCAAUUCGGCCCAAGCGCAGAAAGAGGAACAGGCCAAGAUUGAUGAAGCAGAACCACUUAAUGAAGAGGAGCUAGAGGAGAAGGAAAACCUCCUCUCACAGGGCUUCACUAUCUGGACCAAACGUGACUUCAACCAGUUCAUCAAGGCAAAUGAGAAGUGGGGAAGAGAUGACAUCGAGAACAUUGCUCGUGAGGUCGAGGGCAAAACCCCAGAGGAGGUCAUGGAAUAUUCCGCUGUGUUCUGGGAGCGCUGCAAUGAACUGCAGGACAUUGAGAAGAUCAUGGCUCAGAUCGAGAGAGGAGAAGCCAGAAUCCAGAGGAGGAUCAGCAUCAAGAAAGCACUUGACUCCAAAAUUGGCCGUUAUAAGGCACCAUUUCAUCAGCUCAGGAUCUCCUAUGGUACCAACAAGGGGAAGAACUACACAGAAGAGGAGGAUCGAUUUCUCAUCUGCAUGCUGCACAAACUGGGAUUUGACAAGGAGAGCGUAUAUGAUGAGCUGCGCCAGUGCAUACGCAACUCUCCCCAGUUCCGAUUUGAUUGGUUCCUCAAGUCCCGCACUGCCAUGGAGCUUCAGAGAAGGUGUAACACACUCAUCACGCUCAUUGAACGUGAGAACAUGGAGCUAGAAGAGAGAGAGAAGGCAGAGAAGAAAAAGAGGGGUCCUCGCACAUCUUCGGCCCAGAAACGCAAACAGGAAGGGACCCCUGAUGGACGUGGACGCCGGAAAAAGCUCAAACUGUGAGCCGAUGUCAAACCUUUGUUGUCAAGGACCUUCAGUACAGCAAUACUUGCAUUUGUUGUUACGGGUCCCACUCAUGUACUGUAUGAUUUUGCAGUGCUGAACCUCACCUCCAAGUAGCUUGACCUUUUUUGUAGAGAGAGAGAGAGAGUGGCAUAGUUGUAAAUUAGAUUUUUUUUUUUUCUUUUUCUAAAUGUACUACGGCUGUGCUGUCAAAGUUUUUUUUUAUUUAUACCUGUUUUUUUUAUCCACAUUCCAUUUGCUCGUAACAGUAUAAUUUGCAGUCUUCCCCUCCUUUUAGAGUCUUCAGUGUUGUCGAUGUACCUUUAUUAUAAUAGUCAAUUGGAACAUGUGACUAAUAAAUGUCAAGUUUUUUUUAAAUCACUGCUCUGUAUUUUUUCU
Messenger RNA from Xyrauchen texanus (razorback sucker), 3681 nucleotides. Its product is annotated as SWI/SNF-related matrix-associated actin-dependent regulator of chromatin subfamily A member 5. Lineage: Eukaryota; Metazoa; Chordata; Actinopteri; Cypriniformes; Catostomidae. The coding region runs from base 169 to 3282 and encodes 1037 amino acids. The transcript has 24 exons. The record is from RefSeq and is a predicted model, not a curated record. Gene Ontology annotation, cellular component: nucleus; chromatin. Gene Ontology annotation, biological process: nucleosome organization; regulation of transcription by RNA polymerase II. Gene Ontology annotation, molecular function: ATP binding; ATP hydrolysis activity; nucleosome binding.